This is a messenger RNA of Fusarium mangiferae, 1239 nucleotides long. RefSeq lists its product as uncharacterized. Bases 1 to 1239 code for a protein of 412 amino acids. Lineage: Eukaryota; Fungi; Ascomycota; Sordariomycetes; Hypocreales; Nectriaceae. The record is from RefSeq and is a predicted model, not a curated record. The transcript has a single exon.
AUGUCAUCUGAAUCACGACCAACAACACCGCCGCAUCAUCCAAACUUUGGUGUGAGCAUGUCUAGCGAGAGCAUCAACCGUUUGGUGCGCCACGUGCUCCCCGACACUUCGCGCAUAGAAGUGGAGGCUCUUCCAUCGUUGAAGUCUUUUAACAACCGAAUUUAUUAUCUUGAAUGCUACAGCGAAUCCCAUAGUGGUAGCGACGCAAUCCAUGUCGAUGAGCUUGUUCUAAAGAUCAAUGGUCGAGGGUUUGGGUCAGAGAAGGUUCAAAAUGAGGUUUCUUGUCUCCGCCUGCUGGAGCACUUUUGCCCCGAGAUCCCGGCGCCUCGUGCGAUAGCUUGGUCGCAGGAUGGGUUUACUAUCGACACCAAUGACGCGCGGCAUGGGGAGAUGAAGCUCAGUGCUGUGGAUGAGACCUCGAGCGGUUGUAUAUUGAUAACAAAGGUUCCCGGGAAGCCCAUCGACUUAUCUGCACUCAACAAUGAUGACAGAUUUCAUCUAGCGACACAGUUGGCAGAUUAUGUUACCAAUUGGCGGCGUAAUGUCCCUCCUCAGAACUUUUCCGGGAACAUUUCUUUCCAUCAAAUGGGCUGCCAGCCUGAUAUCAAGAUCCCAGGCUCGAAUAGCGAUAACGAAAUGCAGUUUUUUAUCAGAGGCAUGCUUGGAGAAGAACUCCAUUGCCAAGAUGGUAUCGCUUCCCUUGCAGAGUAUUACAAAUUGAGAAUACAGAACAAGAUAGAGACUCUGGUGAAGAAAGAGACAUUUUCAUCAAAUAGAGAUCUCAUACAGCCUCUAGAUGCAUUCCUACAGCAAGACUUGCCCACCAUCAAAGCGUUGAAUACCAAAGACGACUCAUUUGUAUUCACCCACUACGAUCUGUCCCCACGAAACAUUCUUGUAUCUGGCCAGCCUCCCCAUAUUACCGGUAUCGUGGACUUUGAGUUCUCGGGCUUCUUUCCACCACUCGAUGAGUUCCUGAAUGACUGUAUCGCCAACGAUGGCGACUGGCCCAAAGAUAUGUACGAUGUCUACCUGAAGCGACUUGAAUGCAACGGUAUACCAACACCUUUGGAGGGAAUAAAGAAAGAAGAUUGGGAACAAAUGGCAUUGCUGGAAGACCUGGUUGAAAAGACCGCUCCUUGGUGGUUGCCUGGUGAAUUUCAAGGUGAACAGCUUGAACAAGAGUUGAAAAAGGUCAAGUCACGAGUAGGUGAGAUAUUGGGGGAAUUGGGAAAGUGA